Molecule: messenger RNA, 3808 nt
Organism: Piliocolobus tephrosceles (Ugandan red Colobus)
Lineage: Eukaryota; Metazoa; Chordata; Mammalia; Primates; Cercopithecidae
Gene: DLL1
Product: delta like canonical Notch ligand 1
Exons: 11
Coding region: 969-3140 (723 amino acids)
Biological process (GO): multicellular organism development; cell communication; Notch signaling pathway
Cellular component (GO): membrane
Molecular function (GO): calcium ion binding
Source: RefSeq, a predicted model, not a curated record
GGGGAGGAGGGUUGCACAUUUUACAGCUCACUGACCAUUUGGCGAUCCAUUGAGAGGAGGGUUUGGAAAAGUGGCUCCUUUGUGACAGCUCUCGCCAGAUUGGGGGGCUGCUGAUUUGCAUCUCAUUAGCCAUGCGGGCGGCCGGUGGAAUAUAAGUGUGGCAGGCGCCGGCGAGAGCCAGAUCCUCUGCACGCACCCGCGGAGACCCGACCGGGCCGAGGGCAGAGCGCAGGGGAACCCGGGCAGCCGCGGCGCAGAUCCUCCUCCCACGGCCCGGCCCCUCCGGUCCUGCGCGUGUGUACUGGAUGGCAUUGGCUGGAUUCAUCGGAAAGACGCGGAUCUUUGCUGUGACACCGGAGAUCAGAGCCCGGAGUGCUCCCGGAACGACUGCCGCCGCCGAGUGACACCGGGCCGCGAUCCGCAGGGGCCGCCGCGCACACCCGCCGCGGCCGACCGUCCCCUCCGCGCUCGCCGCUGGCCCCGGAUUAUCGCCUCGCCCGUGGGAUUUCCAGACCGCGGCUUUCUAAUCGGCUCCGGAGGAAGCUCUGCAGCUCUCUUGGGAAUUAAGCUCAAUAUCUGGAUUCUCUCUCUUUCUCUCUCUCCCCCUCCCUCUCCUGCGAAGAAGCUUAAGACAAAACCAGGAAGCCGGCGACCCUCACCUCCUCGGGGACUGGGAGGAAGGAGGAAAACGAAAGUCGCCGCCGCCGCGCUGUCCCCCGAGAGCCGCCUUUCCUCGGGCAUCCCUGGGGCUGCCGCGGGACCUCGCAGGGCGGAUAUAAAGAACCGCGGCCUCGGGAAGAGGCGGAGACCGGCUUUUAAAGAAAGAAGUCCUGGGUCCUCCGGUCUGGGGCGAGGCGAGGGAGCUUUUCUGCCCACGCUCCCCGGGGCCCAUCGAUCCCCCGCGCGUCCGCCGCUGUUCUAAGGAGAGAAGAGGGGGCCCCGCAGGCUUGCGCGUGGGGCGAAGCAGCAUGGGCGGUCGGUGCGCGCUGGCCCUGGCGGUGCUCUCGGCCUUGCUGUGUCAGGUCUGGAGCUCAGGGGUGUUUGAACUGAAGCUGCAGGAGUUCGUCAACAAGAAGGGGCUGCUGGGGAACCGCAACUGCUGCCGCGGGGGCGCAGGGCCGCCGCCGUGCGCCUGCCGGACCUUCUUCCGCGUGUGCCUCAAGCACUACCAGGCCAGCGUGUCCCCCGAGCCGCCCUGCACCUACGGCAGCGUCGUCACCCCCGUGCUGGGCGUCGACUCCUUCAGCCUGCCCGACGGCGCGGGCGCCGACCCCGCGUUCAGCAACCCCAUCCGCUUCCCCUUCGGCUUCACCUGGCCGGGCACCUUCUCUCUGAUUAUUGAAGCUCUCCACACAGAUUCUCCUGAUGACCUCGCAACAGAAAACCCAGAAAGACUCAUCAGCCGCCUGACCACCCAGAGGCACCUGACGGUGGGCGAGGAGUGGUCCCAGGACCUGCACAGCAGCGGCCGCACGGAUCUCAAGUACUCCUACCGCUUCGUGUGUGAUGAACACUACUAUGGAGAGGGUUGCUCCGUUUUCUGCCGCCCCCGGGACGAUGCCUUCGGCCACUUCACCUGUGGGGAGCGUGGGGAGAAAGUGUGCAACCCUGGCUGGAAAGGGCCCUACUGCACAGAGCCGAUCUGCCUGCCGGGAUGUGAUGAGCAGCAUGGAUUUUGUGACAAGCCAGGGGAAUGCAAGUGCAGAGUGGGUUGGCAGGGCCGGUACUGUGACGAGUGCAUCCGCUAUCCAGGCUGUCUCCAUGGCACCUGCCAGCAGCCCUGGCAGUGCAACUGCCAGGAAGGCUGGGGGGGCCUUUUCUGCAACCAGGACCUGAACUACUGCACACACCAUAAGCCCUGCAAGAAUGGGGCCACCUGCACCAACACGGGCCAGGGGAGCUACACUUGCUCCUGCCGGCCUGGGUACACAGGUGCCACCUGCGAGCUGGGGAUCGACGAGUGUGACCCCAGCCCUUGCAAGAAUGGAGGGAGCUGCACGGAUCUUGAGAACAGCUAUUCCUGUACCUGCCCACCUGGCUUCUAUGGCAAAAUCUGUGAAUUGAGUGCUAUGACCUGUGCGGACGGCCCUUGCUUUAACGGGGGCCGGUGCUCAGACAGCCCCGAUGGAGGGUACAGCUGCCGCUGCCCCGUGGGCUACUCCGGCUUCAACUGUGAGAAGAAAAUUGACUACUGCAGUUCUUCACCCUGUUCUAAUGGCGCCAAGUGUGUGGACCUCGGCGAUGCCUACUUGUGCCGCUGCCAGGCCGGCUUCUCUGGGAGGCACUGUGACAACAACGUGGACGACUGCGCCUCCGCCCCAUGCGCCAACGGGGGCACCUGCCGGGACGGCGUGAACGACUUCUCCUGCACCUGCCCGCCCGGCUACACGGGCAGGAACUGCAGUGCCCCUGUCAGCAGGUGCGAGCACGCACCCUGCCACAAUGGGGCCACCUGCCACGAGAGGGGCCACCGCUACGUGUGCGAGUGUGCCCGGGGCUACGGGGGUCCCAACUGCCAGUUCCUGCUCCCCGAGCUGCCCCCGGGCCCAGCGGUGGUGGACCUCACUGAGAAGCUAGAGGGCCAGGGUGGGCCAUUCCCCUGGGUGGCCGUGUGCGCCGGGGUUGUCCUUGUCCUCAUGCUGCUGCUGGGCUGUGCUGCCGUGGUGGUCUGCGUCCGGCUGAGGCUGCAGAAGCGCCGGCCCCCAGCCGACCCUUGCCGGGGGGAGACGGAGACUAUGAACAACCUGGCCAACUGCCAGCGUGAGAAGGACAUCUCAGUCAGCGUCAUCGGGGCCACGCAGAUCAAAAACACCAACAAGAAGGCGGACUUCCACGGGGACCACAGUGCUGACAAGAACGGCUUCAAGGCGCGCUACCCCGCGGUGGACUAUAACCUGGUGCAGGACCUCAAGGGUGACGACGCCGCCGUCAGGGACGCGCACAGCAAGCGUGACACCAAGUGCCAGCCCCAGGGCUCCUCAGGAGAGGAGAAGGGGACCCCGACCACACUCAGGGGUGGAGAAGCAUCGGAAAGAAAAAGGCCGGACUCGGGCUGUUCGACUUCAAAAGACACGAAGUACCAGUCGGUGUACGUCAUAUCCGAGGAGAAGGACGAGUGCGUCAUAGCAACUGAGGUGUAAAAUGGAAGUGAGAUGGCAAGAUUCCUGUUUCUCUUAAAAUAAGUAAAAUUCCAAGGAUAUAUGCCCCAACGAAUGCUGCUGAAGAGGAGGGAGGCCUCGUGGACUGCUGCUGAGAAACUGAGUUCAGACCGAGCAGGUUCUCCUCCUGAGGUCCUCGACGCCUGCCGACAGCCUGCCACGGCCCGGCCGCCUGUGGCUCUGCCUUCCGUGACGUCGCCGUUGCACUAUGGACAGUUGCUCUUAAGAGAAUAUAUAUUUAAAUGGGUGAACUGAAUUACGCAUAAGAAGCAUGCACUGCCUGAAGUGUAUAUUUUGGAUUCUUAUGAGCCAGUCUUUUCUUGAAUUAGAAACACAAACACUGCCUUUAUUGUCCUUUUUGAUACGAAAAUGUGCUUUUUCUAGAUGGAAAAGAUGUGUGUUAUUUUUUGGAUUUGUAAAAAUAUUUUUCAUGAUAUCUGUAAAGCUUGAGUAUUUUGUGAUGUUCAUUUUUUAUAAUUUAAAUUUUGGUAAAUAUGUACAAAGGCACUUCGGGUCUAUGUGACUAUAUUUUUUGUAUAUAAAUGUAUUUAUGGAAUAUUGUGCAAAUGUUAUUUGAGUUUUUUACUGUUUUGUUAAUGAAGAAAUUCCUUUUUAAAAUAUUUUUCCAAAAUAAAUUUUAUGAAUGACAA